GCUUCUGCCUGUGAACAAAACCCCAAGGCAACAAAAUCAUCGAAUAAUGACACGAUUCCCAUGAAUGUUUUUACGAAAUUUUCUAAAGACCAGGAAAAAAGAUUUGAUGAUCUAAUAGAUAAAAUAAACAACAUAAUUCUUCAAAAUAACGAACUAAAGGAAAGUGUACAACUGAUGUCGAACAAACACGACGAGUUAUUAGUGCGCAUAUCCACUUUGGAGAACGAAAGAAAAGAGGAUAAAAAACAAAUACAACAACUGCAAGAAAGUCUUGAAAACCUUGAGCGCAAAUCGCGGGCGUGCGGCAUAGAAAUAAGAAAUGUUCCGAAAACUAGUGGGGAGACUAAAGAGACCCUAAAUAAUUUAGUUUCCACUGUAGGAAAGGCCCUUAAUGUAAAUAUAAACGACUCCCAUAUCAGAGAUGUUUUCAGAAUAAACUCAAAAGACAACACUAACCCUAUUAUUGUUGAACUAGACACAGUGCAGCGCAAAAACAUAUUCAUUGAAGGUGUGAAGAAUUUUAACAGAAAUAAAACUAAAACCGAUAAAUUAAACUCUGCGCACCUCGGAUUGCAACAGCCAGCUCAGCCAAUUUAUAUCUCUGAAACGCUAACGGCCAAAACUCAGAAACUGUACGCACUUGCCAGGGCUUUUCGUAAAAAUUACGACUAUAAAUUCUGUUGGACUACGAAUGGCUACGUUUACCUUCGUAAUAGAAUAGGUGAGCGGCCCAUACGAGUUUUCUCUGAAAAGGACCUCGACAAUUUAAGAAACAAGAUGACCUGACUAUCGAUGGAAGUAGUAAUAUUUCAUGUACAUAACGUUAUCUAUAUGAUCUGUUCUAUAAUUUGUUAUAAUUUC
Molecule: messenger RNA, 861 nt
Organism: Aricia agestis (brown argus)
Lineage: Eukaryota; Metazoa; Arthropoda; Insecta; Lepidoptera; Lycaenidae
Exons: 1
Coding region: 61-786 (241 amino acids)
Source: RefSeq, a predicted model, not a curated record